GAACCAUGGGCGGUCCACUGAGGAUGGCUACUUUAGGAGUGGGCCCUGCCCCUGGCAACCACACAAGGCUGGACAACAGCAAGAAGAUCGGCUGCUAACAGAUGCUACAGAAACAAAGUGCCACAACAGAGAAGCUUCCAGUAAGAGGCCACACCAUCAGAGAUCGAGAAAAAGAAACGCCCGGCUACUGGAACACAUAAGAACGUCUGCUUUCUCCUCUUCCUGUUUAUAGUGAGAUCACCACCAAAAGAGGAAAGGUCAAGGACACUAGUCCCAAAAAAAAGAGCCACACCUCUUUAAAAACAUCCAACACAUCCGCAUCUUUCCUCCUGUCUCCUCGGCGGAAGCACCCUCUGCUUUUUGGUACUCCAGUCCUGCCCCGCUGACCAUCCCAUCUGAGAUACCAUCAUGGAGCGCUCGGCAAAGGAGCUGUUCCUCAACUUCAUGAUCGUCUUAGUCACUGUGCUGCUAAUGUGGCUGCUGGUGAAAACUUACCAGGACUGAAACGUGGAGCAACGAGACGGAAGAUGAGCGAGAGGCGAAGGAGAUGGAGAGAAUAUGUGUGGAGGGAAGCCAGCAUGGUUACUGUAUGACUUUGCUGCUGAUUGAUUCUUGUUCAGACACAGUUUUUACAUCUUUUAAUUCUUUUAGUCUGUGGUCACUGGUCUGGUCCAGAGCUCUAGUAUUCCAGUGAGCUCAAAAACCGUGUGAUUGCCACAGUCAGAUGAGCAGAUUGUCGAUGACAAAUGAGUCUGGCAUCUGUAUUUGUAUUCUGAGAUGUUUUUUGAAUGUGGCCUUGAAUUUCUGGCAAGAGCCAAAGGGGAACUCACAGUAGCGAUGGGAGGGUGAAUAAAAAUAAAUGAACAGGGGUUUGAGGCUCUUCUCUCCCACCCUGGAAAAUAAUACGGGGCUAGUAAACACUGCAAUCAGUAGAGUACGCUGUAGCCCAUGUCACUGUGUCACUCGUGUGAUCUUUGAUGCAUGUGAAACCAUGUUGUGUCUAUUGUUCUGUUGUGAUGAAUGUGCCAAAUGCAGAUGCUAAAAAGAGACAUCAGCACAGAUAAUGAAGCAUUAUGUUUAUGUUCACUUCUUGCCAUUAAACAGUCUUUGAUUCUA
Molecule: messenger RNA, 1116 nt
Organism: Scatophagus argus
Lineage: Eukaryota; Metazoa; Chordata; Actinopteri; Scatophagidae
Product: sarcolipin
Exons: 2
Coding region: 409-504 (31 amino acids)
Cellular component (GO): membrane
Molecular function (GO): enzyme regulator activity
Source: RefSeq, a predicted model, not a curated record